AUGAUCAAGUUGUCACAGAAGAUGGGGAAACGGAAGAAUGUGAAUUACAAGUCAUUCUGAAUGGUGAUAUGAAAUGGGCACAUUCAGGAACCUUAUUAAUGGAGCAUGUUCAGGAGUACUAUCGAAAAUAUAUUCUCAAAAGACCUUGUUUCACUUCAAAGCAAAGUGGUGAGACAUGGGUUAAAUAGCUCCUAGAUUGUCAUGAUAGAAGAUUUUAUAAUGCAUUUAGAAUGGAAAAGGAUAUAUUUCUAAGUUUACUUCAUACUUUGGAAAGUAAGUACGAACUAUGCGGCUCAAUUAAUAUGUCAACAAUGGAAGCACUUGCAAUGUUCCUAUACAUAUUGGGUCAUGGAGAGUCAAAUAGAGAAAUUCAAGAACGCUUUCAAAGGUCUGGUGAAACAGUUAGCAGAUACUUUAAUAUGACAUUAGAAAGCAUUAUAAGCAUGGCUUCUGAUGUGAUUCAACCAUCUGAUCGCCAAUUUAGAGAUACCCCAGAACAAAUAAAAAAAGAUCGCAGAUUUAUGCCGCAUUUUAAGGAUUGUAUUGGUGCAAUUAAUGGUACACAUAUUCCAGCUUCCAUCCCUGUUUUAGACCAAUUGCCAUACAUCGGACGAAAAGGGGUGCCAACACAAAAUGUGAUGGCUGUAUGUGACUUUAAUAUGUGUUUUACUUUUGUACUAGCAGGUUGGGAAGGAUCUGCUCAUGAUGCAAAUGUUUUUUAUAAGGCCCUACGUCAAGAACAAUGGAAAUUCCCACAUCCUCCGCCUGUGAUUGCUUGUAUGGCUUUGCAUAACUACAUACGACGACAUGCUGGUAGCAAAGAUUCUGAUUUUUCUAAAUUUGAAGACGAAGAUGAUGAGUUCGAGGAAGAUUCUGAUAAUGAAGAAAGUUCUACUAAUCAUCGCAGUGGCACCAAUGAAACACAAAUGAACUUGCUUAGAAAUGAAAUAGCAGACAAUUUGACCUGCGUGCGGCAGCCCAAUCCACCACCAGUCCAGCAGCUGCCCAGGACGAAGAACACGCACCAGGCAGCUGCGAGGAGCGAGGAAACAGCAGGGAGGGCGUUCGACGAUAUGCCUGAAAGAAUGAACAUGCAGGAAACCAAUCUGGGCUCAUCAUCAUCACCUCCCUGGAAGUUUGGUUCCCAAGCUCAAGGAUGGAUGCUUCUUAUUUUCGGCUCCGUUUCAUUCAUUCUAUUUGCUUUCGCUGCUGGGUUGUCCAAGCUUCUUCCAGCUUCUGGUAAUCCUAUAAUAUCAGCCAUUCAAAAUGACAGAUACUAUUGCUUUCUGGUACCUUUGACACUUCCUGUUCUUGUUGUUGCUGUAUAUUUCCACUGGCUCAGCAUGAAACUCUUCAAGCAUGCUUAGGAUGUUUCCUAUGUUUCUAAGAAUUUGCAUUAUGACCAUGGUGGCACUGGAGAACUACGGAAUACUAUUGCUUGCCCUUGUUCUUUUCACCUUAAACAUGACCGAGAAUUGAAGUCGCGAAGCUAGAGAUUGUGUUUGAAGUCUCGAAGAUGGAAACAGGUGACUGAAACUUGUGUUUUUGAAUUUGGAAAAAUUGCCAACCGCCACCAACACCCCCACGCGAGUGAUGAUUUGUGUUUUUGAAUUUGGAAAAAUCUCCUUCCACUUUUAAUUGUGCUACAGAGUAACUUUUUGUCUCGCCGAUUAAGGCAACAUAAAAAAAUGUGGGGCUUGUG
Molecule: messenger RNA, 1702 nt
Organism: Cuscuta campestris
Lineage: Eukaryota; Viridiplantae; Streptophyta; Magnoliopsida; Solanales; Convolvulaceae
Source: the annotation of a GenBank genome assembly